This is a messenger RNA of Cladophialophora yegresii CBS 114405, 3570 nucleotides long. RefSeq lists its product as uncharacterized. NCBI's taxonomy places the organism in Eukaryota, Fungi, Ascomycota, Eurotiomycetes, Chaetothyriales, Herpotrichiellaceae. The transcript has a single exon. The record is from RefSeq and is a predicted model, not a curated record. Bases 1 to 3570 code for a protein of 1189 amino acids.
AUGACCGCUGGAGACAGUACUCAUGAACGAUAUGGUACCGCAGAUGUGGCCGUGGAAGGAGCCACAGCUGCCAGCGCUGGCGUCGCCUUGGCCCCCGCAGUUGAACCCGAACUCGAUGACUUCGGUCUACCCAGAAAGCCGGUGAGACGAGCCCAUCCAGCGGAUUCGGACGACAGUGAGGACGAGGCCGAUACAUUCCACGACGCCGAAGGUGCUACAGAUGACUCUAACACAACUCCGAAUGCGAAGGGGCCCACUGGGAACAAGUCGAGCGAUGGUGCACAGGAAGCUGCUGAGCCGGUCGAGCUGGCUCAGGUAUCACGAUCGACUCUCGAAACCCCAGCAGACUCAAUAGGCUCGGCGAAAAGCGAGUCGGCGGAAGAGACGAAAGAAGAGCACAGUGUAAAGGGGGUCCCACAGGCCGAUACGGAGAGGCCAGAGAAUGUGCCACCUGUGACAGUCGCCUCGAAUUCCGACUCGAAGGGUGCAGUAGAACCAGCCACUACCACAUCUCCAAGAGCCUCUCAAAUACAAGCCACAGUCAUACCAAGGCGCGAUUCGAAGCCGAAGACCGGUGCAGCUUCCGAAUAUUCCCACCAAAGACAAAUCUCGGCGCCUACACAGUCAGACGAUGAAGACGAGGAGGUAGAGUGGCAGGCUAUGCCAGCCCUCGAUGAAUUUGACAUAUAUGACGACAAUGGACGUCUAGUAGCAAAGGGCCACAAGGAGAAUGAAGAAGAGUCAAAUCCAUAUUCGGGCAUGGGAGGCGCAGGGAAGGGGUAUACACGAGUUCAGCUGGAUGAGGAUGCCCAAUCUGCAACGAGUAUGGAUGAGGAGACGAACUAUCUAUUCAAGAACGGGCCGAAGCAGCAGGCGACAGCCGAUGAGGACAAUGACGAUGACGAACAGCGGGAUACUUUAAGCCAGCUGGAGGCCACCAAGGAUCUCUUGACCGAAGGACAACGGAUAGCUUACGUCGGAGUGGUGCGGCUCACCAUCCAUAAGAUGUUGGAGGCGCUCAGUGCGCUAGAGAAGACCAGGUCUGCACAGAAAGAGCUCGUCAAGUCUAUAGAAAGCAUGGAUAUGUGGGGUCAGAAGAUGAUGGUGCGCCUCUACUCCCAUAUGGACAUCAACCCUGCAGAGCAGAUCAUGAUCGAGCAGCUUGCCGAGCAUGGCGUGCAGCCCUCUGACCUGGUCGCUCCUCUCAUGCUUAACGCGAAGGUGAACAAUCCUAUGGCUGAUGAGGUUGCUGCGGAGUCAUCAAGAUCAGAUCCAUCUGGAGUUCGGGACGGGAUAGCAUCCUCUCCUGCUCUCAAAGGCCCGGAGACAUCAGUGAAGGAGGUCCAGGAUGGCGAGGAAGUCCCGGAAGUACAUGGUAUGGAGGAUAUGCCUCAUACAAAGGAAAUUGACCUCGACUUACGGUGGACUGUCUUGUGUGACUUGUUUCUGGUUCUCAUCUCGGAUGGUCAGUACGACGCCCGCUCAAGACGCUUGGUCGAACGGGUUGCUUCAACCAUGAGCAUCACCUGGAUGCAAAUUUGUCGCUUCGAGAAAAGGGUCAUUGAUGCACUGGAGAUGCAAGAAGCAGAGGCAAGAGAGAACUGGGAUGAGUCCGAAAACAUGGAGAAGCGACGAAAACGUGCCCUGAAGAAGAAAUACAUGUUCAUGGGUCUGGCAACUGUUGGUGGAGGCCUUGUCAUUGGGCUAUCCGCCGGUCUGCUUGCACCUCUUAUUGGAGCCGGACUUGCCGCUGGUUUCACAACGAUCGGUGUCACCGGUACCGCAGGGUUCCUUGGUGGCGUUGGUGGAGCUGCAUUGAUAACGUCCGCUGCUACAGCAGCUGGUGGUACCAUUGCAGUUCGAGCUGCAGAUCGGAGAACAGGCAGUGUAAAGACCUUCGAAUAUCGACCGUUGCACAACAACAAGCGACUGAACCUUAUUCUGACUAUAUCAGGUUGGAUGACUGGCAAAGUUGAUGAUGUCCGCCUGCCAUACAGCACGGUCGACCCCAUUAUGGGGGACAUAUAUUCCCUGCUAUGGGAACCGGAAAUGCUCCGAUCGAUGGGCGACACGAUUAACAUUCUGGCAACCGAAGCCUUGACGCAGACGGUCCAACAAAUCCUUGGAAGCACUAUACUGAUCACCCUGAUGGCUGCGCUCCAGUUGCCAGUGGUGCUGUCAAAGUUGGCGUACCUCAUCGACAACCCGUGGAGUGUCUCUCUUGACCGCGCCACUGCUGCCGGCCUCAUCUUGGCGGAUUCUCUGAUCGACCGACAUCUGGGGCAGAGACCCAUCACCCUGGUAGGCUUCUCGCUCGGGUCGCGGGUCAUCUUUUCAUGCUUGAAGGAGUUGUCUCAUCGUGGUGCGUACGGCUUGAUCCAGAACGUGUACAUGUUCGGCUCGCCUGUGGUGGCCAGUAAAGACGAGUAUCUGCGAGCCCGCUCAGUUGUCGCCGGCAGAUUUCUGAACGGCUAUUCUUCCGGUGAUUGGAUUCUGGGAUACCUGUUUCGCAUGACGGCUGGUGGCAUUAUGGCCGUAGCUGGGCUCGCCCCAGUGCAAGGAGUGCCCGGCGUGGAAAAUAUCGAUGUAAGCCCAUGGGUUAAGGGCCACAUGGCUUACCGCGCUGCCAUGCCUAGACUACUCCGCGAGGUCGGCUGGGAAGUUGAGAGCGACGAGUUCACCGAGAUCGAGGACCCCGAUCCUGAGAAUCAUGCUCAGAGGCAACGAGAGUUGAUCUCAGAGAUAGAGGAGGCGCGCAAGAGGGCUGAAGAGAAGCCAGAGAAGAAACGCUUCGGACUAUUCAAGCGAGGCAAGGCAGCAGAGAAAAAGGGGUGGGAGACAUACAAUGCGAACGACAUCAACCACAAGCGAAACGGCAGCACUGCUCCCGACGCAGGUGCGGACACCAACGGCAACGUCUUCUUCGAUAUCGAAGCGAUUCGAAGAGAGUUGGCUGGGGAGAUGAUCGACGUGCGCGAGCUGGACAGCACCUUGCCUCCGAUGCAGAUCACAUCUAUCAGUAAGGAUGGCGAGAAGCACGUGGAGUACUUGCGGCUGCCCUCCGGGAUGAGGGCGGAGGAACUUGCCCGGCUGAACCUCCCGCCGCGACCAGAUGAGGUUGACGUUUCGUUCGAGCCUGUCAAACAACUUGCUCCUAUCCGGCCUGCGAGAACUUCAUCCUUAAGGCCAGCUUCGAUAGCGAGUCCCCAGCGAUCUCCUCGCGUCACCCCACAGCGAUCGCCUCAAGGUUCCCCAGAUCCGAACGGACGCUCAUCGUACGCUUUCGCAGAGCCCAGGGAGCUAGCCAGCACGUUGCCGCCGCUUAGCCUGACACCGUCGGCAUCACCCAGGCCUGAAAGCGCCAGGGUCCCUAGUCUUGCCCGGCCUGAGCUGAAGGCUCAUGUCACUGAGCCGUCAGUGCCGAGCUGGGGUCGACCUCCGUCACGCAAUUACAAUCCAGGCGGACCUUCGACGUCGGCAUCCGAGGUGAACCUCGAGCGCAACGCCUGGGCAGAUGAUGACGACGGGUCUCGUAAGGGCCGCGAUGAGAUCAGCAUGACUUUUGAGUGA